AUGAACAUCGUAUUGUUUUUGUCCACUGGAUAUGUAGAGGUCUUGAUGUUAUUUACUUUUUUCUAAGUGAAUUAUGUGUCAAUCCAAUAUUUCUAUCGUGUUAGAAGGAAUUCCUAGAAAGAGAAGUGAUUUUGCAAAGCAAAAUUUUAUAAGAGUUUCUAUAUUCUAAGUGAGAACUUAAGGCAGGCUUCCUCAACAGAUAAUGGUAUUAUAGAAAUAGGAUUAAAUUGCCAAUAUUAUAGUCUUAAUUAGUUUUAGCUAAAACUCAAAUCCAUUCACAAUCAAAUCAAAGCAAAUUUUACUAAAUCUUCAAAAGAAAGAAUUAGAAAGAAAAUUUUUUCUGAUGUUAAAUAAUUUUCCACUUUUUUCUGAAUUCUAAUAUAUUACUCUGAUAACAUACUAAUGA
Messenger RNA from Paramecium primaurelia, 406 nucleotides. NCBI's taxonomy places the organism in Eukaryota, Ciliophora, Oligohymenophorea, Peniculida, Parameciidae. The record is from the annotation of a GenBank genome assembly.